Molecule: messenger RNA, 735 nt
Organism: Eupeodes corollae
Lineage: Eukaryota; Metazoa; Arthropoda; Insecta; Diptera; Syrphidae
Gene: Hand
Product: heart- and neural crest derivatives-expressed protein 2
Exons: 4
Coding region: 181-684 (167 amino acids)
Biological process (GO): developmental process; regulation of transcription by RNA polymerase II
Molecular function (GO): protein dimerization activity; DNA-binding transcription factor activity, RNA polymerase II-specific; RNA polymerase II transcription regulatory region sequence-specific DNA binding
Source: RefSeq, a predicted model, not a curated record
UCAGUAGAUGAAACGUGAUUUCCGAACUCGUCGUAAUGGAACAAAACUAAACUUCGAUUGAAAGCAAAAUAAAUUGUGUCCGCCGUUAAAAAGAAAUACAAAAUUCGGGAAUAGUAUUAUUAAGUUUUAUGAAGGUUAAUAAAACAAGGAACAAAACAACUUUUUUGUGAAUGUGACUCCAUGGCAGAAUUUGUUCCAAUCAUUUUGGAUAGUUUUAAAUCGUGCUACACAACCACAUCCGACAUUAUAUACCCUAACAAAACGAAUCCUUUUAAAAUUCAGCAAAUUGAACUUCCACCUGGCCAAACAGUAAAAAGACGAACAACUGCCAACAAAAAAGAACGCAGGAGAACACAAUCCAUAAACAAUGCAUUUUAUUGUCUGAGAAGUAAAAUCCCAAAUGUGCCCUACGAUACAAAACUUUCAAAGAUAAAAACACUGAAACUUGCGAUUCUUUACAUAAAAUAUUUAACUGAUGUUAUCAAAGGAAGUAAAGAUAUAUCAAGUGGUUUUCGAUCAAAACUUAUGCCCCUAGGAAAAAUGAGCAGCCCACGAAUUAAAAAAAAUAUUAAGUCCGAAAUAAAAAAUUUCAUACAUGAAAGGCACACUUAUAUCAAAUGUAAGGGUCGAACUGGGUGGCCACAGGAUGUGUGGCAGUCUGUACUCAAGGCGAGUCGGGAUUAACCCUAUGAACCAUAUCAUCAAACUUGUGAUCAAAAACUUUAAUAAAUAAUU